AUGCACAACACAUCCUCUGCAAGCACAAUCUUUGUAUCAUGUGUAUUCCACGCGGGUCGAAGAAUAGAGACGAUCACUGUUUACACCGGCAGUACCUGCAGUACUACUACUGGAAAGCUCGACCUCCAGGAUCGGCAACAGCAACAGCAACAGCAACAGCAACAGCAACAGCAACAGCAACAGCAACAGCAACAGCAACAGCAACAGCAACAGCAACAGCAACAGCAACAGCAACAGCACAAACAGCAGCCCUACUCCUACUCUCCGAGUCCGGCCAGCAUCAGCAUCAGCCACCACGAAAUCAAUCAAUCAUCAAGCACUCUUCCCUACCCAUCAAGAAUAAUCCAGACGCAAAAAAAGCUCGGCCGGUUACAGCGGAAAUCCAAUCGCCCUUAAGGUUUGGUCGCUUGCCCGGUUUAAGUAAUUUCUGUCGCUUUUCCCACCGAGCCGGGCUUGGAAGUAUACUUUUAUUGCUUGCUUGCUUGCUUGCUUGCUUGCUUGGCUGGGGAGUUGGUCUUGUACUGUGCACUGGACCGAUUUGUGCAGAUAUACUUGAUUGACCAUAUCACUUAAAACCUUAAGGUAGUUUGGCCGUGGGGAGGUUGACGUGAUAUCCGGGAUUGUUCUCAUGGCUGGAGGUUGGAUACACCUUGAUGAUCAGUGGCGUGGCUUCGGUUGUUGUUCUUCUUAUUGUUUGACGUUUCUGGGUCUUUCAUGCGUAGAUCGAAAGCUCACAAGUACAUACAUAUUCCUACCUACCAAAAGAGCUCGCAAGACGGG
Molecule: messenger RNA, 780 nt
Organism: Aspergillus brunneoviolaceus CBS 621.78
Lineage: Eukaryota; Fungi; Ascomycota; Eurotiomycetes; Eurotiales; Aspergillaceae
Exons: 2
Coding region: 39-560 (173 amino acids)
Source: RefSeq, a predicted model, not a curated record